Molecule: messenger RNA, 843 nt
Organism: Penicillium antarcticum
Lineage: Eukaryota; Fungi; Ascomycota; Eurotiomycetes; Eurotiales; Aspergillaceae
Product: pyrroline-5-carboxylate reductase family protein
Exons: 2
Coding region: 1-843 (280 amino acids)
Biological process (GO): L-proline biosynthetic process
Molecular function (GO): pyrroline-5-carboxylate reductase activity
Source: RefSeq, a predicted model, not a curated record
AUGCCGUCCCUUCAAGACAGCAAAUUGGCCUUCAUCGGCGGUGGCAAUAUGGCCUCCGCCAUCAUCGGUGGUUUGGUGAGCAAGGGCGUCAACAAGCAGAACAUCUGUGUCUCCGAGCCGUGGGAUGUCAACCGCGAGAAGAUGGCCGCCCUGGGUGUGCGCACCACCACCUCCAACGUCGAGGCUGGUGGUGAUGCCGAUCUCAUCAUAAUUGCCGUCAAGCCCCAGGUCACCAAGGCUGUGUGUGAGGAGCUUGGCGCCGCUUGGUCGCCGCGCGAGUCCUUGCCCGUGGUCGUUAGCAUUGCCGCGGGUAUCACACUCGACAGCCUGAAGGCCUGGCUCAAGACCAGCGAUGGACGUACCGCCCACACUGUUCGCGUCAUGCCCAACACCCCCGCGCUGGUCAGCGAGGGUGCUUCCGGUGUUUACGCCAGCGACGAUGUCACCCCCGCCGAGAAGGAGCUUGUCAAUGCUAUGCUUGGCAGUGUGAGCAAGGCCACUGAGUGGGUUGAGCGUGAGGACCUGCUUGAUGUUGUUACUGGCUUGUCCGGAUCUGGCCCUGCCUAUUUCUUUGCUAUGGUUGAACACCUGGUUGCAAGUGCUACUGCACUUGGAUUGCCCGAGGAACAGGCCACUCGCCUUGCCACGCAGACUUGUCUUGGUGCUGGUAAGAUGCUCGUCGAGAGUGCCGAUCCCCCUAGCCAGCUGCGCAAGAACGUCACCAGCCCCAACGGUACCACACACGCUGCUCUGAUGAGCUUCGAGGCUCUCAACUUCAAGGACAUCGUCAACAAGUCUGUCCAGGCUGCGACUUCGCGGUCCGCCGAGCUUGGAAAACAAUAA